Gekko japonicus is the source of this 3089-nucleotide messenger RNA. RefSeq names its product VAMP (vesicle-associated membrane protein)-associated protein B and C (gene VAPB). NCBI's taxonomy places the organism in Eukaryota, Metazoa, Chordata, Lepidosauria, Squamata, Gekkonidae. Gene Ontology annotation, molecular function: FFAT motif binding. The record is from RefSeq and is a predicted model, not a curated record. Gene Ontology annotation, cellular component: endoplasmic reticulum membrane; plasma membrane. The coding region runs from base 1 to 732 and encodes 243 amino acids. Gene Ontology annotation, biological process: endoplasmic reticulum membrane organization. The transcript is spliced from 6 exons.
AUGGCGAAAACCGAGCAGGUCCUUUCUCUGGAACCACAGCACGAGCUCAAAUUCAAAGGCCCCUUCACAGACGUCGUCACUACAAAUCUGAAACUUGGCAACCCUACAGACAGAAAUGUGUGCUUCAAAGUCAAGACUACAGCACCCCGCAGAUACUGUGUGAGGCCCAACAAUGGAAUUAUAGAUGCAGGAACGUCUAUUAAUGUCUCUGUGAUGCUGCAGCCCUUUGAUUACGACCCUAAUGAGAAAAGUAAACAUAAGUUCAUGGUUCAGUCGAUGUUUGCGCCACCUGAUACUUCAGACAUGGAAGCGGUAUGGAAAGAAGCAAAGCCAGAAGAACUCAUGGAUUCAAAACUUAGAUGUGUGUUUGAACUGCCGGCAGAAAAUGAUAAACCUCAUGAUGUAGAAAUUAAUAAAAUUAUAUCCACAGCUGCAACAAAGACAGAAUCUUCUGUAAUGUCUAAAUCGUUAAGUUCUUCUUUGGAUGACACUGAAGUUAAGAAAGUAAUGGAAGAAUGUAAGAGGCUGCAGUUAGAAGUCCAGAGGUUACGGGAGGAGAACAAACAAUUUAAGGAAGAAGAUGGGCUGCGGAUGAGGAAGGCACCCCAGACAAACCACCCAGUCUCUACUUCUUCUGCCGUUGCAAAGGAGGAGGGUCUCAGCACCAGACUACUCGCCCUGGUGGUCUUGUUCUUUAUUGUUGGCGUAAUUAUAGGGAAAAUUGCCUUGUAGAGGCAGCAUGCUGGAGGAUUGUAAAUCGGAUGGAGGGAUCUGCCAUAUCAUUGGAUUAAAUUUAUUCAUAACAAAUGUUUAAAAAAAAUGUAUGACAUCUCACAGGUCUUGCCUUUUAAAUUUUUACCCCCCCCCCCUGCACAAAUAUAACAUUUAACAUAACAUAAUCUUCUAGAAAGUUUAAGAUGCACAAAGGCGUAAGCAGGAGAAGGAAGGAGUUGCGAGCAACGAGGAAAGAGAAUCAUGAGUUUUAACACUAUAGCGGUGCGUUUGUUUGGAAGGGAAAAGAAAGUCACUUUAAACAUGUCUCGGACCUUGGUUCAUAUUACUGGACUUCUCUUCUUGUGGAGGGUUGGGGGGGGGAGAGAUUUCUCUGAGGGGGCUGGUCCUUUUGUUGGCCACCCAGGGGCUGGCUUAAACAUGGAUGGUGGUUGGCUUUCUGUAAAAUAUAUUUAGCCCCCUCUCCGCCAUUCCUCCACAUAUGUUUAACAGUUCUGUCAAGUGGGUGUGACUCUGAACUCAGAAUCCUGUCUGCCGCGUGACUCCCCGAGCAGCUCCCAAGAUUCCCUCCCCCAAACUGGCAGCGUGGCCGCUCCUCUCCGAGUCCCAUCUUGUCCGCAGGAGCAUUGAAUUGCCGAGGGUUCGGCAGCUGCAGAGAAUCGGAACUCUGGGAGAAAGCGAGGAGGGCUCGGAGCAGGUCUGCCCCUCCCAGAGGCCGCCAGCGGCACCAGAGCCACAGAACUGAUGCAUAGUCUUGCAAUUGGUCCCAGUGGCGGGCAGGAUAGAUGCAAACAGAAGGUCUCAGAAGCUGGCAGUGGGUCGAGCAGACCGGAGACAGGGAGGGGCCCUCGAUUUCUAUGCCUCUCCUUCUCUGUGAGGCUCCUGUCGAGGAGGACUUGAUAGCGGGAGGGGCUUUGGCUUGACAUCCUGGGGUUACCUUCCUAGCCUUUGUUUAGCGGCCCGGAGUGCUCCUGUUCUCACAGGUGAGGUGGCUCCUGAUUUUUAAAUCCGGUUUUGUGGCUCCUGUUUAACUAGAUAUUUUUUUUUGUCGGAUCUUGGAACGGCGUGGGCCAUUGCAUUGUGCACUCUGAACCCUCCCCCCUGCUGUUAGUCCAGUCAGAUAAAAUCGUUUCCUCCUGCCUGCCUGUCCGUCUGUGUUCCACUUGGGAAUGGCAUCGUGUUAAUGGGGACCAUAUGCUUUUGCCCCCUCGUCCAUCACAUCCUUUUAUUUUUAUUUUUUUGUAUCCUCUUCCUUGUUGCAUUUGUGAAAGACUUCCCUGCUUCUUUCACCCUACAGCAAAAUCCAACGUGCUCACUCACACAUCGAAGUGUGUGUGUGUGUGUGUGUGCGCACGCUUGUGGGAUGUCUCUCGUAUAAUCUUCCCUCUCUAACCACUACAUUCUCGCGAAGCUUCUGGAGAGAGGAGGGAUUUGGGAAUUCAGUCUUGUGGUGGGGACGGGUCUCCCUGGUGUCCACUCGUAGCAGAUGUUUCUUUGGUGCCCGCGGCCUUCUCCACUUUUCCCCCAGCUGUGAAGAGAAGUCAUCUCCCCCUUUCCCCUCAGCCGCUUAGUGUUGGUUUUGAAUAGCGCUCCCGAUAGAGAGGCCAUCUCUCUUGCUGACUGAGACCUGCACCAGUGGAUAAGGAAAUGACCUUGGCAGAACUCCUGGUCCUUCACUGCCCUGUGUGUGGGAAAGGGGGAGAGGGUGAGCAGGUUUAGGCCCACAGCGGUAGGAUCUCUCUCACUGUGUCUCCAUUUUAAUUCGAUUCUGGACACUUAAGCAGUGAACAGCUUUCAGCUGACUCUGGCUGUAUCAAGAGGCGACUCCAAAGAGUCCUCUGCUUUAGCUGGGUGUGUGGGGAUCGAGCAUCGCUGCCUUGUUAUUCAAGAGGGACCAAUUCCAGUUGCUGUUGGUUGGUGUAGCAGAGUUAAAACACUUCGUAGUCAGAAAAAAUGUUUAAUGCCUAUUUAACUUAUUUAAUGUAUCUCAUCUCAUGUUUUCCUUGUCGCCGCGGACAUUUGACUACUGCUAUAUAAAUGGUUAAGCGAGAGAGAAGGGGGGAAGGGGCGCCUGUUCGAAGCUGGUGGAUAGAACUAAUUUUAUUUUUUAUUUCUGUUGCUGUAGUGAUGAUGGAUUCUUCGGCCUCCUAAUGCUUUGGGCACCACAAUUGUCAGUUUUGAUCAUCUAAACAUUGGGGAAAACAGCGGUCAGGAAACUGUUUUUUCUUUUUUGUAUAUAAAAUAAGUCUAUGUAGGGGAAAAUGAGUAGGAAUUAGUUCUAUGCUGUUCAAAACAAAAAAAAGACCAAUCCUGUUUGACUAUGUAGCAUCUUACAAAAAAAAAUCAAAUAAAUCUCC